AUGAGAGCUGGAAUAGAGACAGCUUCCUCAGCUACUGAAACCACUUCAGUCUCUGAAACAGCCUCUUUAUGUAUAUCUGGAAGUUCCUUAACUUCAGGUAUCCUGACCUCUUCAACUGCGGCCAUCUGGAUCUUUUCAGGAGUCUUUUCCUUGGCAGGGGCUACAAAAAUAAUUUCAGAAGGAGUCACUACUUCUGGGAUCUCUUCGGUGGGUGUGACCACCUCUACUUCAUCUGGAGGCUCUUCCCAAGUGAUUUUAAUAGCUUCUGUAUCUUCUGGUGCUUCUUCAUAUGUGAUUGAAACCACUUCAACAUCUUCUGGUGUAUCCUCCCUCGUAGGCGUAACUACCUCAACCUCCUCUGGAUGUACCUCCUCUUCUGGUAGUUCUUCUUCAGACUCUUCUGUUAACUCCCUUGGAGCAUCCUCAGACAACUCAUCAUCUGUGAUUCUAUCUGAAGUGGCUGAUGAUGCAAGUACAUCAUCAUCAGCUGUGAACAUCUCAUCAACUGAGCUGGUCUCAUCAUACGAAGUUGUUCUUCCAGCAUCAGUAUAG
Messenger RNA from Penaeus monodon (black tiger shrimp), 552 nucleotides. RefSeq lists its product as uncharacterized. NCBI's taxonomy places the organism in Eukaryota, Metazoa, Arthropoda, Malacostraca, Decapoda, Penaeidae. The transcript is spliced from 3 exons. The coding region runs from base 1 to 552 and encodes 183 amino acids. The record is from RefSeq and is a predicted model, not a curated record.